UAUGCCUGCUUUCAUCUUCGUCUCAGUUUUCAGUAUCCAUUUCUCCCUGCCCCUCGCCUCGCAUCUACGCAGCUGGCCGGCCCCGCUUGCAUCCCGCCAAAGCCCACAUGGCGCGUAAGAACAGCGACGAGGAAAAGUCGUCGUUCGGGGAUAGCGAUAGCCAUCACGCUCAGCUGCUCUACCGCUCGCUCGAGCAGUACAACGAAGAUCAGAAGCGGAGCAGACGGCCUUCUUUCGUCCUAGCCGCCCUCGUGUUUCUGUUCGUCUCGUCGUCGGCCGGCGUCGCCCUCUCCAUAAUAUUAAUGCUUCAACCGGCCGAGGUCCAAACCCCGUGCAUCGCCCGCGACCUGGUCUUGUUCGCGGCCGUCAUGUCUCUGCUGUACAUCUGUAUCCAUGUCAGGGGGGCGAGGAAAGAUUACAGGAGGAGAGGAACUGGCCCGCCCCAGAUCUACGGCCAAUAUCUGCAUGCCAGUGCACUUCUUGUCGCGAGACUGGGUAUUGCCGUGUGGGUCGCCGCUCUAGUCGCAACCGCCAUCGUGAUCUCUAAAGCAGCUCCCAUGGCGGGUUUGGCAAAAGUAGCGCCGUACCUGAACUUGGUGAUCUGCAUCGGAGCGCUACCUCCUUUUAUUCUUAUAUCCGCCACGAUCGAAAGAUACACCACCCCAUUCGCCACGACGGGGCUCUCGGCGGACUCGUUCUUGACCCGCCGUGUCAGCCAAUUCGGAGAUGAUGAGCUCACUCCCGAUCUUAGCGUUUCCCGCAGAGCCUCACUGCAGCGAAAGCAAAGCAACAGUGCUUCCAUAAUCACCUUGCCCUCGGCGGAGAUCUUCCAGUACGGGAUGUCCAAGCCACCAGAGACCUCGCGCAGAAUCCCCGAACCCGUCGUGACAGCAGCGGGGGAGUCGGCCAACGAUGAGGCCGAACUCAUGGCGAACUCACCCGUUGGGCCAACCUAUAACACACCUGUGGGCCCGAGAACUAUGCCGCCGCCGCCAGUGAUCCCGCCUAUUCCAAAGAUCCCCUUAUCGCUUUCGAAGUCCCCGCCCCAGCCCGUAUAUAAUCCCGGCGGGUGGCGGAAUGAAUGGGACCAUGGUCCUGAAAAGAUCGAGGUUAAAAGAAAUGCCAACAAGUCGCCAGACAACUCGAGCACAGGGCGGUCCACCGCCGAUUAUUCCUCCACCUAUUCAUCGACCAUGUCGGCAAAUUCUUCGCAAACGCCCAUGCGAGCAAACGCGCCCAGCGGAACAAGUAGCGUAUAUCGCGCGACACCAAGUACUAGCAUUGCGAGCAGUGCUCGCCGCUCCCGGUUAUCCACCGUCAGGUAUGCCUCGAAGCCAGAGAUUGCUGUGCGGCAAGAAAUCAGAGUCAUCAAGAACCCCCACUAUUCGCCGGCCAGGGGGAUCAGCCAAGACAAGAGUCGAGAGACGGUUAUGCCCCUUGAGCCAGCGGCCAUGCUGAGAGGUUCUCAGCAUGCCCAGAGGAGGGUAGCGCCACCGCUAAGACGUAAACAGUCGAAUUUUUCCCGGCCAAUACCCUCGUCGAAAAGCUCUAGAGCCGACUCGGCCGUCGACAUGACCGUUCCCAGAACAUCGAAUAACGAGAUUUCACGAGGAUGAGACGGCAAGAUACCAUUCGUAAAUGUAUAUUAUUGCUAUUACCCAAGAUAUCCG
Messenger RNA from Durotheca rogersii, 1670 nucleotides. RefSeq lists its product as uncharacterized. The record is from RefSeq and is a predicted model, not a curated record. Bases 108 to 1616 code for a protein of 502 amino acids. Lineage: Eukaryota; Fungi; Ascomycota; Sordariomycetes; Xylariales; Xylariaceae. The transcript has 2 exons.